Messenger RNA from Heteronotia binoei (common prickly gecko), 531 nucleotides. RefSeq names its product claw keratin-like. NCBI's taxonomy places the organism in Eukaryota, Metazoa, Chordata, Lepidosauria, Squamata, Gekkonidae. Gene Ontology annotation, molecular function: structural constituent of cytoskeleton. The transcript has a single exon. The coding region runs from base 1 to 531 and encodes 176 amino acids. Gene Ontology annotation, cellular component: intermediate filament. The record is from RefSeq and is a predicted model, not a curated record.
AUGUCUUCUUGUGGUCCAUCGUUUGCCGUUCCAUCUUGUGCCUCUAGCCCAGUGGUUGGUUUUGGGUCUGCAGGUCUCGGCUUGGGCUGUGGAGGUCUUGGCUAUGGAGGUCUUGGCUAUGGCGGUCUUGGCUCUGGAGGUCUUGGCUAUGGCAGUCUUGGCUAUGGAGGUCUCGGCUCUGGAGGAAUCAUAUAUGGUUCUGGUGCUGGAGGAUUUCCCACAACUUCAGCAGAGCUCGGGACCCUAUCUGGUGUCAUCCCCCAGCCCAUCAACCAGAUCCCACCAGCAGAAGUCGUGAUCCAGCCACCUGCCUCCGUCGUGACGCUCCCAGGACCCAUCCUCUCUGCCACUGGGGCCCCAGUUGUUGUAGGCGGCAACACUCCAUGUGCCAUUAGUGGUUCAGGAGGGGCGGGAGCAGGCUUCUAUGGGGGGCUGGGAGGAGGACUUUCAGGCUCUUUGGGUUAUGGCAUGAUGAGGGGAGGAAUUCUUGGAAGGAAGUCUUUACUGGGGCGCCGUGGUAGCAUCUGUUGA